Messenger RNA from Emiliania huxleyi CCMP1516, 510 nucleotides. RefSeq lists its product as hypothetical. Gene Ontology annotation, cellular component: plasma membrane. The annotation marks the transcript as partial. Gene Ontology annotation, biological process: transmembrane transport. Lineage: Eukaryota; Haptophyta; Isochrysidales; Noelaerhabdaceae. The record is from RefSeq and is a predicted model, not a curated record. The transcript has a single exon.
GUGCUCCUCUCGAUCGCUCUUUCCUUCGCGCUCGGCAAGGCCAUCGAGGUGUCGGGCCUCGCCGCCUCGGCCGCCUCCUCCCUCGUCGCGAUCGUCGCGCCUUUCGGCGCGCUCGCUCCCCCCCUCCCUCUCCCCUCGCCGCCUCAUCGCUCGGCCUCUGCCGCCAGGCCCCGCACGGUGGCCUCCGCAGGCUCGCUCGCCCUCCUCUUUGCAAUCUACGCGGUCGCCAUCGCCAUCGGCGCCGUCAUCUCCAACAACGCCGUCGUGGUGCUCAUGUUCCCGAUCGUCGUGCGCAUGUCGGAGGCGUCGGGCGUGCCGUGGCGCGCCGCGCUCUAUACGCUGACCAUGGCCGCCUCCGCCUCGUUCUCCACGCCCGUCUCGUACCAGACCAACCUGAUGGUGUCGCGCGACGCCGACUACGCCUUCGCCGACUUUGUGCGCUUCGGCUUGCCGCUGCAGCUCGUCUGUAUGCUCGCCACCGUGCCCACCUGCUACCUGCUCUACAAGUAG